This is a messenger RNA of Aaosphaeria arxii CBS 175.79, 740 nucleotides long. RefSeq lists its product as uncharacterized. Gene Ontology annotation, cellular component: cytoplasm. Lineage: Eukaryota; Fungi; Ascomycota; Dothideomycetes; Pleosporales. The coding region runs from base 129 to 734 and encodes 201 amino acids. The transcript is spliced from 5 exons. Gene Ontology annotation, molecular function: D-tyrosyl-tRNA(Tyr) deacylase activity. The record is from RefSeq and is a predicted model, not a curated record. Gene Ontology annotation, biological process: tRNA metabolic process.
AAACACCGCAUCUCCAUCUCGCCGCCCCACCUAGCCACCAUCUUCGCGAUACCACGAAUUGCAAAUCUACAGUUUCGAUAGCAGCGUGUAGCCACCCGCUACCGUUGCGCCAUAUAUCUAUAUCAAGAAUGAGAGCUGUUAUGCAACGCGUAAAGUCUGCGUCGGUCACCGUUGAUGGCGAACUGAUCUCUCAGAUUGGGAAGGGCUUACUGGUUCUGGCCGCAGUUGCAAAAGAUGAUACCAUGAAAGAUGUUGAAUCAAUGGCAGGCCAAAUAUUGAAGGCUAAGCUCUGGGACGACGAAACUAAGGAUCCCCCAGGAAAGUGGAAGAAAGGUGUCGCCGACAUUGGGGGAGAGGUUUUGUGCGUGUCUCAAUUCACUCUGCUCGCCUCAGUAAAGAAAAACAAACCCAGCUUCCAUAAGUCUGCAAGCGGAAAUCCAGCCAGGGAACUCUACCAAGCUUUCUUCAAGAAGGUACAAGAACUAUACGAGCCUUCUAAGGUUAAAGAUGGAGUGUUUGCCGCCAUGAUGGACGUGGCAUUGGUAAACGAUGGGCCGGUCACCAUCCAGAUUGACACAGAUCCACCUAAGAUGGAGGAUCCCACUUCCCUUGGCCCCGGAUUGGGAAGUCCUAGUGACGGCACUGCAUCUACCACGGUAGAUGUGAAUGAUCUAGUCAACAACAUGCAGAGGAUCACGAAAGAAUUCCAGAUACCCGUCGAGUUGCUAGAAUGAGACUAC